UACGUGUUAUACAAACUGUUUUGCCACAGUAUUCUGCUGGCAUUUUCAGCGGUUGAAUAUUUGCCUUAAAAUGGCUCUUCUCGCCCUCCGUAUGUUUCUCUGUCUGUUGUUUGUUUUUUCGUCCGCAAGUGCUUGGCUGGGAAUUAAUCCCCAAAGAAACGAUGGACAAAUCGAUGAGUCUAAUAACCAGCUCGCUACACCAAGACCGGUGGCACAGAAACUGAACAUUCUGACAAUGCCGGAUCGUAUGCUGGCCAUGAAAGCGUACCUGGAUACAGCCAACUUGCCGCAAACACCUUAUCAACGCAAAAUUAACUUGGCUUUCUUACAAGCCAUGGCCAAAAUGCUGGAGUCCCGGGGUUACUACGUUUGCAUAAGCCCUCCGGGUGGGGACUCUAUUUAUUUUUCAAAGACCCUUGUGAAAACGCGGUUUUCAAAGGGAGGGGACUCUAUUUUCGGGAGACACUUAUUGAUAAAAUACGGCAAAACCCAAAUUGUGGAAGUGGAUUCUGACGACAUUGGUUCGUGGUCGAGUUCCAAUGCAUAGAAGCACUAUGCAGACCGUUCCGGCAUUGCAUCACCCUGUCGCAAAUCAAAUAAUGGGCACUGGAACUAUCGGUUCAUGUUCCCUGUUCAGAAUUUAAAUGUUUGCCGUGUGUCGGCAGGCUCAUGCAAUAUUAUACCGGUAUGUUAAUAAUUAUGUGCAUCAGGUCAUUCACGUUGUACCUGUCUGCUUAAUAUGACGCUUUCGAGACAACGCGGCCGGCACAAAGAAGAUAUCAACAUGUACUCUGUAUAAUAGUAGCGCUCGUAUAUCGUACAAUGUCGCUGAUUUUGCUUGCAGCAAUCGGGGUUUGUGUACAGUACAUUUUUUUGAGUAGCAGUUUGUACAAUAUCUGUACUCUUGUUGGCUGUUUACUGUACGACUAAUAAUUUAUUAUUACUGAAUACUAGUUGAUUACUUUAUGCCGGCCAUAAGCGCGCAUGACGGAGUUACUAGCGUGCAUCUCUCAAAUGCAAACCGUUGUUGUGUUUUAGUCUUGCUGCAUUUUCAUUCGCAAACGUUUAGGUAAUUUGUUGGAACAAAUUUUAUUAAUAAGCUUUGGUGGUUUGCUGAGCAAGCACGUGCUGUAUGUACUAUGUAUCACGUAGCAAUUUUAUGGUAU
Paramacrobiotus metropolitanus is the source of this 1166-nucleotide messenger RNA. RefSeq lists its product as uncharacterized. The transcript is spliced from 4 exons. The record is from RefSeq and is a predicted model, not a curated record. NCBI's taxonomy places the organism in Eukaryota, Metazoa, Tardigrada, Eutardigrada, Parachela, Macrobiotidae. Bases 71 to 547 code for a protein of 158 amino acids.